AUGUCGCUGGCAUUCGCACUCGAGAAACGCGUCGCAAUCUCGGCUGUCGUCCGUGCUUGCUCGCUGACGUCUGCCGUCUUCCAGCGAUUGGUCAAAAACGAGACACUGACAAAAGGUGACAAGUCUCCUGUGACCGUGGCAGACUUUUCCGCCCAAGCCGUCGUAAACUCGAUCCUUGCAAACGCAUUCCCUGCGGAUCCCAUCGUCGGCGAAGAAGACUCGGCCGAUCUGCGAGUUUCUACAGCUGAACAAUUGCGAACGCACUUGACAAGUCUUGCAAAUGAUGCCCUUCAUCUCCCGAUUCGAACCGGAGAAGACGCCGCCUGGGGUAUCGGUCCCGACGCCCCUGUUCGCUCAACAGACGAGCUCCUGUCCAUCAUUGACAGAGGAAACCAUGUAGGAGGACCCAGUGGACGCAUGUGGGCUUUGGAUCCAAUCGAUGGUACCAAGGGAUUCCUGAGAGGCGGUCAAUACGCCGUAUGCUUGGCCCUCAUCGUUGACUCGGUCGUCCAAGUUGGCGUCAUGGGCUGCCCAAAUCUCCCCAUCUCGAGUGCAAACCCCGAUGGUGAAAGAGGAUGCAUAUUUGUUGCUGUACGCGGCCAAGGUGCAGAACAGCGAUCGUUAAGUGACCUGUCGAUUCGCACACCACUCAUCCAUGCACCCGUACUGCCCCCACUCUCGUCAAUUGCAUUGCUCGAAUCACUAGAAGCCGCCCACUCGUCCCACUCCUUCUCGGACAGACUCUCAAAACACCUUGGCCUCACAGCCUCACCACUACGAAUGGACAGUCAAGCAAAAUAUGCUUGUCUCGCUCGCGGCGAGGGUGGCAUUUAUUUCCGUAUGCCCGUCAAAGGCAGCGGAUACAGGGAGAAAAUCUGGGAUCACGCGUCUGGCACAGUCCUCGUCGAAGAAGCCGGCGCCAUCGUCUCCGACUCGCGUGGAGAACCGCUCAACUUUGGCUUGGGAAUAACACUAGGAGAAAACAAUGGCAUUGUUGCCUGUUUCAAAGGAAUUCACCAGCGAGUCCUCGAUGCGGUCACAAAGGCACAGGCAGAAGAGCAAGACUAA
Molecule: messenger RNA, 1068 nt
Organism: Serendipita indica DSM 11827
Lineage: Eukaryota; Fungi; Basidiomycota; Agaricomycetes; Sebacinales; Serendipitaceae
Source: the annotation of a GenBank genome assembly